Molecule: messenger RNA, 3936 nt
Organism: Nasonia vitripennis (jewel wasp)
Lineage: Eukaryota; Metazoa; Arthropoda; Insecta; Hymenoptera; Pteromalidae
Exons: 5
Coding region: 550-1425 (291 amino acids)
Source: RefSeq, a predicted model, not a curated record
UCGGUGCUGCGAAAAUCGAAGCCACUGCGUCCUCGUGUAUAAAUAAUGAUUAGUCCUAGUGCUAGAAAGAUCAUAAGUCAGAAAUCAGCGCCCGAUACUAAUAGAGGGAGAGUAUAGACAACUGACAAAGCGAGGGAGAGCUCGCGAACUGCGCAAGCACACGUGCGGUAGUGUGUAUAGAUACUUAUACGUAUAUAGCUGUUGCUUAUACGUAGAGAGGGAGGCGAAGUUCGCCGCCCCCUCCGCUCGCGCGGCUCGUAUCGAGGCCGCGAGGGAGAGCUCAGUGCGCGUUCCUCGGCCGUCCGAGACACUCGACUCGUCUCCUGUACUGUCGUAGCUCUCCCAUUACUCGUCUUCCGCGAAAAAGGAGCGGCGACGAAGGAACGAUAUCGCGCUCGAGGAGGUGUCCCGCGAGGUCACUCGAUCGACGGAUUGCGAUAGAGCGAAGGUAAGGACGAGUCAAGUCUGAAGAUCCGCUGGUUCGCGGCCAGAGGGCCCAGGAGGAGCACUGGCCAGCAGCGGCGCCGGCAGCAGCUGCUGCACCAGCUGAUGGAGCCCUCGCGGCUGCCCAGAAGCCCUGCGCCCAGGCUCGUCUUCCUCUUCGCCACCCUCGUGCUCACCUGCGCUGCGACGGGUCUGCUGUGCGCGGCGAUAAUGUCGGACCACUGGGAGGAGGUCGACUGGGACAGGGAGGCUCUGGAGCGCGCCAGUUCCCACUCGAUAAAGUGGCUCCUGGACGGCAAGGUGGGACGCAUCGAGCCGCCGUCCGACAAGCAUUCGGAUCACGAGCAUCAGCACAACGGCUCCGGACGACGAGUCGUCGCUUCCAAGCCCAGAUCCAAGAACGCGCCCGCUUUCCUCGUGCCCAUGCACGGCGGCAUCUGGACCCUCUGCGUCUCGCUGACAGAUGAAGAGAUCGACCUGCUGGCGACCCAACUGGGUUUUCCGCAAGAACGAUGCAUCAACUACCUGACUCCCGACGAAGCGCACGAGGAGAUGCGCGCUGCUUGGCAGAAUCGAAUGCAGAAUUUGAGCAUAUCCUGCUCCCUGGUAUGUCUGAUCAUCCUCGGCUCAGCCGUGAUAGUCGGCUUCUUCGGCCUGUGCAGACACCAGAUCUCGGCGGUUCUCGUCACCGGCGUCAUGUAUCUUCUGGCAGCAACUUUUGCCCUCUUCACUCUAACGAUAAUCCACUGCAAGCGCUCGCAAGAGCGAACGAUGGCCCGUCCACUGGCAGUAGACGCUCCCGAGGAUGGGGUUGUAGGCGGUCCCGUAGAUCGGAGUCUACUCAAGGCCCGGCGCUUCAGCACCUCCUGGAGCAUGGACUUUGGCUGGGGUGGCGUCACCCUCUCGGCCCUUGCAUCCGUCGCCUGGAUCCUCCUCAGCAAGAUCAUGCGCUUCAGCCCCAUCUCCGCCAUGAUCGCGUAGCAGCGCGAGGCCUUCGAGGUCUAAAUCUGCUCUAUCGACUGCCGAUCCUGCCUCUCGCGACGACCCCUGCAUCCUGAAGACACGGCUCUUUCGUCGACCCUGGACGAACGCGCGGUGAUGCUCUGAUUCCCUGGUUCGUUCGAAUGCUGCUGUCAUUUCUCUUUCAUCGGGCUGCUGUUGGAGCGGAUAUUACGUCGGUAUCGUUUCUAGGGGGUGUUCGAGUCGUGCUUUUACCGACUGUGAAUAUGAACAUGUUGUAAAUAUUUAGUUAUAAGUCAUACGAUAUUAUGUAUAGUUAUUUUGCAAAAUGAUAUAUUGCGGCGAAAACCAAAUAUUUUAAGGCUUGAACUUGGGUGUUAUUUUUAUAAUUAUAGAGCUAUUUGUUCAUUCAGCUCAGUCGGUAAAAGCAGAAAACAGUGACUCUUGCACCGCCUAAAAUAUAGGUUUGAGAAGCUAUAGAAAAGAAUUGUAGAAAAGUAGGAUAUCAACAGAGGAUAGAUCAACGGACGUGGUAUGAUUUGCUUAUUAUUGUUUUUAAUUAGAGUAAAGAUAAUUUUUAUUAAGUUUGUAAUAUCAUAAACCGUAUUUUUUACAUUUUAUGUCGUAAAUUUUUAUAUUUAUAGAUUUAGUGUAUCGGAUUAAUUUUAUAUUACGAAAGUAAAGUCUAAUUUUAAUAUGAGUUUAAACUUUAAUAAGAACAGAUCUGCGCAAGCUACGAGUUGAUAUUUAUACAGGAAACUUCUAAACUAAAAAAUACUUCUAAGAUUUUCUCGCACGUCCUCACGUAUGCUGCAGAAGAAGGAAACGUCAGAAACAAAAUUGACAAUUACGAAAUAGGAAGCUUGCACUUUGAGACAAUCAAUUAUUGUUAACGAUAUUUCAGCUUUUAAUACAAAACUUUUAUACAGUACGUUUUUUGUUAAGCCAAUACGUAAAUGUGAUAAAGAGUUGAAUUUUAGAAGUUUUCUGAUAAAGUUUCGUAACACCGUGAAAUGGAUCUACAAAAUGCGUAUCAUUCAUCGCACCGGAUACCCUAAACCUACGGGCUACGAAGCAAAAAUUUCCCGCCAUCGCUGAAAGUCGUGAAGGCAGUCGAAGAAACCUCGAAGGCGCCAAUAGCUGUAAAAUUAUAAUUAUUUUGCUGCAAAGACUCUUAUAUAUACGUACCUUUCGCGCAUGAUAGCAAGUGCGCGUUGAAUAAUAGGUAUAAUGUUAACGCGAAAUACCGUAGACGUUGUUGUGCAAUACUCUAUUAUAUACCCGCUGAAUAAUGAAGAUGUGCGUUUCCAGUAUUUGCAAUCCGUGAAAAAAAAAGAAUGUCGAGCGGAAUUUAUAAUUUUUGCAUUUUUGUAACGAGUCCAUGCGCACACCGUGUGUAAUCUCACGCGAGAUUUUUUACCCUCCGAUGCGAAGAGGGACAUCGAGAGAUCGACACGUGGAAGUGACAAAUAAUGUGAAAGACGAAAGAUUCGUGAUAUGCGGUCAAUUUAUAUCGAGAAGAGUUGGACGUGCAAACGAUUGCGCUGAUUUAGUCUGUGUAUCGGCGAAGAUUUCAAUAUACAUCAGUGCAAUUCUGUCUGAACAACGCGAUUCUAUACAGUUAAAUACUUUUUCAUUAAUUCGAAAUGCAGAAGAGUGUGUGUAGAGUUAAUUAUAAGAGAGUAGAAGUACUUCGUUGUGAUUCGCCAUUAGAACUGUUCAUUAUAGACAAAAACAUGUUUGAAGAAAUAAUUGUGGUUUUACGCAAACUUGGCAGAUAGUAUAGAACACUUAGAUCAAACACAUGUAUAAGAUGAACUAUUUAUAGGAAUAAUACCAUAUAGAACUUUGACUAUGCGAUUAGACUGGCAGAUGAAAUUUCGAGUUUCGUUUCUAUAUAAUAUAUUAGACGCGCACUCAGACAAAAUGUGUGUUAUAAACAAAAUACGUAUUUCCUUCCGCAGUUAAGAGAUGAAUUAAAAUAAAUACCUAUAAUCGUGAUGCUCAGCUUUGAUGGAAUUGUGCGCGAUACGAUGCCUUAUAGUACAUCUAAAUUAAAAAAUCAACAUCAACGUUUUGACAAUUUCAAAUUGCGUUUAAACUAUGAAGAAUUUGUUUCCACGUUCACCGAUAAUACCUAUUGUACCGAUAUCAUACACUAAACGCUGCGAUGUAUAACGUAAAAGGCGUUACCGGCGCAUUUUUAUAUAAGCUUAUUAUAACACACGCGGCAUUUUAAUUGGAUGAAACAUACGUAUAUUUGUAUAUGCAAGGGGGUGAGCUCGAGCAGUUGAAUAAAUUGAACAGAACGUUUCGAAAACGUUCGCUCUGCGUCGGAAGAGAGAUUUUGUUAACAAAUAUCGAACAUCCCAUACACACGCAGCUCAUAUACAAAGUACCGUAAAACAAAACGCCUUAUAAUACUGCAGAACCAGCUUUUGCUAUGGACUAUUUCGUAAGCUAUAUGUAUAUAAUAAAUCAGCAAGUGUAAAUAAAUAAGAGGCAUAUAAUUAUAAGCUACCCUACUCAAAA